AGUUUACGAAUGUGUUGAUAAGAUAUUUAGAUCUAGAAAUUCUAGAUCAGCUGCCUCUGUAUUUUCUUCAUCAGAACUUUGUACCAAUCAUAACAGAAUUCAUCAAAACAGAUUUUAGUUGUAGACUUGAUUCUAAUAAUACAUUUGUAAACUUCCAAGAUGCCUAGAAGCCGAAGCAGAUCACCGCCUAGUAAACGAGAUAGGAGAAGAUCAAGGUCUCGUUCUAGAGAAAGGCGGCACCAAAAGAAGAGAAGUAGAUCACGAUCACCAAGACAAAGGCCUUCACCUCCACCAAGACACAGGUCUAGAUCCAUUUCUCCUCGGAAAAGGUCAACAACCCCUCCUAAAAAAAUUAAAGAUAUAGAUCCAGAAAAAAUUGAUCCUAAAGUAAUAAACAAUAGAAUUUCUGUCGACAACAGUCAACUUGAUGGGCUUGGUGAAGAGCAGUUAAACAUGAUGAAACUUAUGGGCUUGUCUACAUUUGAUUCUACUAAGGGAAAACAAGUUGUUGGCAAUGAUGUUUCAGCUGUGAAUUUACAAAGAAAGAGAAGUUACAGGCAAUACAUGAACAGAAGAGGAGGCUUCAAUCGACCAUUGGAUUUUGUAGCUUAUUAA
Physella acuta is the source of this 615-nucleotide messenger RNA. RefSeq names its product U4/U6.U5 small nuclear ribonucleoprotein 27 kDa protein-like. Gene Ontology annotation, biological process: RNA splicing. NCBI's taxonomy places the organism in Eukaryota, Metazoa, Mollusca, Gastropoda, Physidae. The record is from RefSeq and is a predicted model, not a curated record. Gene Ontology annotation, cellular component: precatalytic spliceosome.